Messenger RNA from Pundamilia nyererei, 1700 nucleotides. RefSeq names its product solute carrier family 2 member 11b (gene slc2a11b). The record is from RefSeq and is a predicted model, not a curated record. Lineage: Eukaryota; Metazoa; Chordata; Actinopteri; Cichliformes; Cichlidae. Gene Ontology annotation, biological process: dehydroascorbic acid transport. Gene Ontology annotation, molecular function: D-glucose transmembrane transporter activity. The transcript has 12 exons. Bases 1 to 1536 code for a protein of 511 amino acids. Gene Ontology annotation, cellular component: plasma membrane.
AUGCCAAAAGAAUACAAGAAUGAAUAUCAGCCUCUUCUAGCUAAAGCAACCAAAGAUAGAAGGCGGCCAAAGCUUCCAAACAAAUCACUUCUGCUGGCUGUGUGUGCUGCUGGCAUCGGGGGGACCUUUCAGUAUGGAUAUAAUAUAUCUGUCAUCAAUGCACCCACAGCGUAUGUGCAAGAUUUCAUCAACCAAACCUGGAGCGAGCGUUACCAAACUCAAAUAUCAGAUGAUGGUCUCACCCUCCUCUGGUCCACUAUCGUGUCCAUAUUCACUUUAGGAGGACUUAUAGGGGCACUGAUUGGUGGAACAUUGUCUGUGAGGGUCGGAAGAAAAGGGACACUGCUGACCAAUAACAUAUUUGCACUCCUGGCUGCUUUGCUGAUGGGUCUGAGUUAUCCUACAGGGUUAUUUGAAUUACUCAUCAUCGGACGUUUCAUCUCUGGAUUAAAUGCAGGCAUUGCCAUUUGUGUUCAACCUCUAUAUUUGGGAGAAAUAGCUCCGACUUCCCUGCGUGGUGCUAUGGGAAUGGGAACCUCAAUUUUCAUUACUGGGGGGAUCUUUACCGGACAAGUGAUUGGCCUCAGAGAGCUCCUGGGGAAAGAGGAGUACUGGCCCAUCCUGCUCUCCACCACCUGUAUCCCAGCUUUUCUGCAGCUCCUGAUCCUGCCCUGGUUCCCUGAGAGCCCACGCUAUCUGCUCAUCGACAAAGGGGAUGAAGAGGGUUGUAAGAAAGCCCUGAAGCAGCUGCACGGUAUAGGUGAUUGUGACAGUGAACAAGAGGAUAUUGAGAAGGAGAGGAAUAGCUUAUCAGGUUUACAGGCCAAGAAACCCUGGGAGCUCUUUGCUGAUCGCUCUUUACGCUGGCAGGUUCUCACCAUCAUGGUGCUCAACGCUGCACAACAGCUGAACGGCAUCAAUGCUAUUUACUUCUACGCAGGUUACGUGUUCAAACAGUCUGGUAUUCCCAGUGAUAAGAUACCAUACGCCACUGUCGGCACUGGUGCCUGUGAAUGCAUCACCGCUUUAACAUGUGGUAUGCUCAUUGACCGUCUGGGAAGGAAAGUACUCAUCAUGGGAGGAUACACACUGAUGGCUAUCUGCUGCGUUUUAUUCACGCUGACCCUAACUUUUCAGGAGGCGAGCCCAGUUGUUCCAUACCUCAGCAUGGUCUGUGUUUUUGCUUUCAUCUUAAGUUUUGGCUUAGGACCAGGUGGCGUGACUAACAUCUUAACAACUGAGCUGUUCACGCAAAACUCGCGCCCUGCAGCGUACAUGCUUGCAGGGUCAGUGAACUGGUCCAGUUUCUUCUUCAUUGGCCUGGUCUUCCCCUUCAUUGUGCUCGGACUGAAGCAGUACUGUUUCCUGGUGUUCUUGGUUAUCUGCUGCUUGGUGAUAAUAUAUAUCUUCCUUGUUGUCCCUGAAACCAAGAACAAAACCUUUCUGGAAAUCCAGAACGAGUUCCAGUCUUCCAAAAAGAGGCAGAUCGGCUGUUCGGACGGAGCAGGGACAAUACUGUUGUCAACUUCAAUAUGAUAUGUGCCUCGUUAAACAGGGUUAUUUAAUCAGUGAUUCUUUAUGUCACACAAUAUUUAUCACACAAAUCUGAAAUAUUUAUAGCGAACACAUGAGAUAACUUCCUGAGACCCAGGUUCAUGUUUGGGAUGCAAUUUGUAAUUUUGCCUUGUUAUUUUUGAUUA